Molecule: messenger RNA, 342 nt
Organism: Gryllus bimaculatus (two-spotted cricket)
Lineage: Eukaryota; Metazoa; Arthropoda; Insecta; Orthoptera; Gryllidae
Source: the annotation of a GenBank genome assembly
UAAUUGUUUCUUUGUCUUCUACAGGACCCUUUGGCGUUGGACACUGAAUUUUUUCGUUGUAAUAGUGAGAUAUCUGCUGGUGGAGAAUGCAAUACCACGGCUGACUUCUCAGACUCAGAGUUUCAAAUUUGUCAUGGCGUCGGCUGCACACCCUCGUGCAACGAUGAAAACUACGUAGCGUUGGGCGAAAAGGGAGUAAAGGAUGCGAGUAGUCCUCUGCGAGCAAGGAGGAGCGUAGAGAUAGCAGUUGGGCCAGUCCGGAACUCUGAAUUCCCGCAAACCGGGUGGACGAACAACUCACGUCUUGUCAGAACGCCGGGUGUGAAGUUGGAGUUGAUCAAA